AUGAGAUUCAAGGUCAACCUUAUGGCCCUGCUGUUGGCCUACCAGUCCGCAGCGCACCCUCAUGUUGGCCACCGUCGCAAUGCCGAGCACGAUAUCAAUCCCAAGGAGCAAGUCAUCGUUUGGGUCGAUCACGCUGGACACACGAUCAGUAUUGAGCAUAAGCAUCAAACCCCUACUACGACCUUCAAGAACAGACAGUCGCCCACGGAGCUGCCUCUGCUCCCAAACACCGACAAUAUCAUCACCGACAAUCUCCUCCCCAAGCUCCCCGUCGCAGUGCCUGAGCUGAACACAAACCCGGACUCCCGCUUCGGCAUCUCCUACUCGCCUUACACCAGCUACGGCACCUGCAAGACCUUCGACCAGAUAAACCAGGACAUUGAGCACCUGCGCCAUCACGCCUUCAUCCGCAUCUACGGCAUCGACUGCGACCAAACCAAGCUCGUCACCCAAGCAGCCAGACAGCACGGCCUAAAAGUCUUCGCAGGGGUCUUCGACCUCCAAAACUUCCCCGACAGCCUGCACUACAUCCGCGACGCCGCCACCGCCACAGGCGGCGACUGGUCCAUCUUCCACACCAUCGCCAUCGGCAACGAGCUCGUCAACAAGGGCCAGAAUAACCCAGCCGACGUCGCCAACGCCGUCAACACUGCCCGCGACAUCCUCCGCGGCGCAGGCUACCAGGGCCCCGUGGUCACAGUCGACACCUUCUCCGUGAUGCUGCAGCACCCGGAACUCUGCGCCGCGUCCGACUACUGCGCCGCCAACUGCCACGCCUUCUUCGAUAACAACCAGCUCCCCGAAACCGCGGGGGAGUACGCGAUCGACAAGGCGCGCCGCAUCUCCGCUGCGGCGGGCGGGAAGAAAACGGUCAUCACGGAGUCGGGGUGGCCUCAUGCGGGCCAGCGGAAUGGGCGCGCGGUGCCGUCGCCGGAGAACCAGAAGAAGGCCAUUGCGAGUCUGAGGAAGGCGUUUGCGGACGAUCCGGACUUAGUCCUCUUCACUGCGUUUGAUGACUUGUGGAAGUCGGAUAAUCAGUGGACGUUUGGCGCGGAGCGGUUCUGGGGGAUUCAGGAUACGGGGCGAGAGCGAGAGCGUGAGCGUGAGCGGGAUCGGGAGUAA
This is a messenger RNA of Aspergillus fischeri NRRL 181, 1122 nucleotides long. RefSeq names its product putative cell wall glucanase (Scw4) (gene scw4). Gene Ontology annotation, molecular function: 1,3-beta-glucanosyltransferase activity; glucan endo-1,3-beta-D-glucosidase activity. Gene Ontology annotation, cellular component: cell surface; fungal-type cell wall; extracellular region. The coding region runs from base 1 to 1122 and encodes 373 amino acids. Gene Ontology annotation, biological process: cell wall organization. The record is from RefSeq and is a predicted model, not a curated record. The transcript is spliced from 3 exons. NCBI's taxonomy places the organism in Eukaryota, Fungi, Ascomycota, Eurotiomycetes, Eurotiales, Aspergillaceae.